Molecule: messenger RNA, 3396 nt
Organism: Lachancea fermentati
Lineage: Eukaryota; Fungi; Ascomycota; Saccharomycetes; Saccharomycetales; Saccharomycetaceae
Source: the annotation of a GenBank genome assembly
AUGUCCAACUUCAUUGGGUCUGAUCCUUACAAAUCGACGACAUUUGGGAAAUCUCUUUCUUUGCGCGUCGAUGGUGGCUUUAAUGCGGUAUCAAUCAAUCCCUCAGGAAGGGACGUUGUACUUGCAAGCCGGCAAGGCCUCUACGUGGUGGACCUUGACGACCCAUUCUCAGCUCCUCGAUGGCUACAUCACAUAACUUCAUGGGAGGUUGCAGAUGUCCAAUGGUCACCUCAUCCUGCCAAACCUUACUGGGUUGUGUCAACUUCCAAUCAGAAAGCACUUGUGUGGAAUUUAUCAAGAUCAUCGUCAAAUGCUAUUGAGCAUGUGCUUCACGGCCACUUUAGAGCUAUUACCGACAUCAAUUUUCACCCUUCUCAUCCAGAAAUACUGGCCACCUGUUCUAUUGACACAUAUGUACAUUCCUGGGAUAUGCGUAUCGCACAGCGUCCAUACUACAGCACUAGCGCCUGGCGUGCUGGUGCAUCCCAAGUUAAGUGGAACUUCCAAAAUUCUAACAUAAUGGCAUCUGCCCAUGCUAAUGAGGUAUUCAUAUGGGACUUACGCAAGGGUUGUACGCCUUUGCACAAAUUGCAAGGACAUAAAAGUAGCGUCAACAGUAUCGAUUUUAAUCGAUUCAAGGAGACAGAGAUUAUGUCCAGUUCAAAUGACGGAACUGUCAAAUUUUGGGAUUACUCGAAGAAUGUUGACGACCCUACAAGAACUGUUACUACCGAGUUUCCUGUAUGGAGGGGUCGCUAUUUGCCUUUUGGACAGGGCUACUGUAUUAUGCCUAUGGUAGGCGGCAAUAACUCCGUUUAUCUAUCGAACACAAAUGUUUCCAAUGAAGGGGACUCGCAUUCAAAGUUUCAGCCAGUAUAUGUCUUCAAAGGUCAUAGCGAUCGUGUAACUGAUUUUCUAUGGAGGUCAAGACAUUCAUAUGAUACGCAAGUGGAUGACAGAGAAUUUCAACUGGUAACGUGGUCAAAAGAUUGUGACCUACGCCUGUGGCCGGUCACUAAUGCUACUUACGAGAAGGUGAAUUUUGAAAGGAAUAAGCAACUCCAUGAGAAAUUGCCUAAUUAUGAUUAUGUUUCUUUUAGAAAGGAGCCUGUUGUCGCUAAUACUGAGGCAAGUAAAGUUUCAAAACUGAAAGAAACAUUUGUCACCAAAUCUGGACUGGAGUUAUCUAAUAAGAAAGACAAAGUUAAUCAUUUAGCAUGGGUUUCGGGUGUUAGGAUGCACCACGCAGGUUCAGCUCACGACUUAUUUGACGAAGCUAGAGUUCAAAAUCUAGGUGAAGAAGUUAGCAUGGUUGGACAUAAAUUUCCUAAAAUUGUAUUCGAGAAAAUUUCUGUUUCAACCGGUGUUCUGGUGCUGACGCUGAAUGGUCCCUGGUCAAAUGAGAAUCCCGAAGACUAUAUAUUCCUAAGGAUAGAAAUCAAGUUCCCUUCGAAUUAUCCGCAAAAGAACAAUGCUCCGGUAUUUAAGAUAGAGGAAAACAGGGAAUUGACGCAAGAGCGCCAUCAGGAGUUAAUGCAAAAAUUGAAAGAGAUAGGAAAGAAAUAUACUGACGCUGGAAAAUAUUGUCUGGAACCCUGUUUGAGGUUCAUUUUAGGUGAAAAAGUUAAUCUGGAUAUAUUGGAUGAAGAGGAGGAUCAUUUACUUAACUUUGAUAUCGCCGACCAAGUCGGAUUUGAUGAUUAUUCUUCCCUUGAGAGUUCCGAUGACAGAUCACCACUGGCCUCUGAUGCAUCUGCCAUUUCUGAAGACGAGGCAAAAGAUAUCAAUAAUAAAAGCAGCAACGAAAAUUUCUUAGCAGCGUCAACAGCAGAUAUGGCCUUCGAUAGUACCCCUGUUCCGAAAGGAUGUGGUGCCAUUUGGACACCUACAGGUCAAUUAGUUUGUUUUUUUAUGCUAGAUAACAAAUCCGGUAGGAAGCAGCAGAGCAUACUAAAGCUGGGCCAAAGGGGAUUCAGUGGGUUUAAAGAGAACAAUAAUCCGGAAAUCAUCUAUGAUGAUGACCAAAAACCAUCAGAUAUUCAGAAAAGGCCCAAGCGUUAUAUUGAUACAAUAUCGGCUUCAUCUCGUCAUAAUAGUGAGCUACAUUCAGACAAUGACACGGCAUCUGAGGAAAGCUCCGAUAGCUUUGGCGACGAUUGGAAUGAGAUAAUGAAGAGUGAUAUAACACUGAGAACGAAAAUACCGCUCUUCCCCAAUUUCAAGAACACUUUAGCCUCUAUAGGAUCUGAGUCUGGAAGAAGUAACGAUUCUAUGAAACGGGCUAAAAACGUUGUUGUUAUUUGCGAUUUCAGCAAUUUAAUACCAGAUGAGCGGGAGUUGGCAUUAGAAUAUAAGGUUAGUGGUGAUACUCCAGAGGAGAUAUCGAAGCACAAUGCUCAAGUGGCAGAAAAGUAUGGCUACGAGGAAAUUUCUCAUUGCUGGCGGAUGAUUGCGAAUGUCUUGAUCGCCCGCGAAGAAAAUGACUUAUACAACUUUGGGUGGGAUCAACAUCCGCUCGGUGGCAAGUGGUUUAUUCGAGAGGCGAUUGAAUAUUUUGAAAGAACUAAAAACGUACAAAUGUUAGCUAUGCUGAGCUGCAUUUUGGUCGAUCCCUCCAAGCCGUCUGCCAAUGUCGAGGUGCAAAAAAAAGCACCCAAAACAGUAGAGAAUGUCAUUACUUUUCACAAUGAUUACUACGAUUCUCCUCACUCUCAAUGUGCUUCUCGAAUGUCUAGCGAUUUCCUUAGCACAUCGGAUAAUGCGCCGGAAAUCAUUUCCCAAGUUAAGUUGAAAUACAACAACUUCGUAGACACGGGCUCUAUCAAAUCCGAAGACUAUUUCUCGACGAGCCUUCAUAACACGAGGGCAUUUCGAUCGAGGUCAUCGAGUGCCAUGCCUUACCAAGACUCAAACCUUCCACAUGUUUCAAUUCCUGACAUAAAGAUUGAAAUAAUCCACGACGACAUAUUAGAUCUUAUGGAAUACGAUGUACCGCCCUUACUCAAUCCUCUAGACGAGCCGAAGUUUCGUUCUUAUCGAUACCAGUAUGGUGAAUUACUCUACUACUGGGGUUUGCCUGUAAACAGAGCCGAGUUACUGAAAUAUAAUAUCAAUGCAAACACUGAGCCUGAAUUACUCGAUUCUGUGAAACUUGGUGCAAGAGAUGAAAAACCGUUAUUUCAAGGAAUAGCAUUUAAAUAUUUAGAGGAAUCCAACGACUACACGACAUCUAGGAACUGUAAUUACUGUGGAUUGAAGGCUGACCGGAGAGUGUUCGUUUGUGGUAAUUGUCAGCAUGUGCUCCACGCAAAGUGUGCGUCGAAUUGGUGGGAGGAUGGUGAUGAAUGUCCAUCCGGAUGUGGGUGCAUUUGUACUGAAAUGUUUGAUGUUAGCUGA